Messenger RNA from Symbiodinium pilosum, 250 nucleotides. The record is from the annotation of a GenBank genome assembly. Lineage: Eukaryota; Dinophyceae; Suessiales; Symbiodiniaceae.
AUGGCGAUGCUUGUCACAUCCGUCCCGGCUUUCACAGCAGCUGCCGGUCAAGCGCAUUUUGACACUGUUGCAGAGGACAAGGCUGGUGACAAGUUUCGUGAACUCUUUGACGAGCAGCAGGCCAUGGUCAAGACUGUGCGGAACACGGACUGGCUGGAGCUUAUCCUUAAGCUCCGGGGCGGCAACUUCCGGACUUCUGCUUCCUUGCCACCUCCUGGAGGCGUGGGCAUGCGACUCUUUGGGGAGAAGU